CUGCUACCAGCACCACAGCCUAGCACCCCACCGCGUCUAGGGUUUUCUGCUCCAAUGGCCGCCGCGAGGGCAGACGGGGAGCGCAGGAUCGGGGUGGCCAUCGACUACUCGGAGAGCGCCAAGAAGGCGCUGGACUGGGCCAUCGACAACCUGCUCCACCACGGGGACACCCUCGUCGUCGUCCACGUCCUGCACCACGGCGCGGAGGAGACCAAGCACACGCUCUGGGCCAAGUCCGGAUCCCCGCUGAUCCCACUCUCCGAGUUCCGGGAGCCCGAGGUGAUGCAGGGCUACGGCGUGCGCCCCGACGCCGAGGUGCUCGACGCGAUCGACACGGCAGCGCGCCAGAAGCAGCUGAAGGUGGUGGCGAAGCUGUACUGGGGCGACGCCAGGGAGAAGCUCUGCGACGCCGUCGAGGAUCUCAGGAUCGAUUCCCUCGUCAUGGGUAGUCGCGGCCUCGGCCCGAUCCAGAGGAUUCUCCUGGGAAGCGUGACAAACUACGUGCUGUCAAACGCAUCGUGCCCGGUGACAGUCGUCAAGGGGAAGUAGUGGCCUGGGCAGCGUGCCAGUGAUAUGAAUGAAGAUGCUAGCGUGCAGUUUGUGUGGGUUAUAGCUAAACACUAUGUUCCGUCCUGUUGCUGCAUUUCAAUAAAGCAUGUGUCUUCUAGAUUUCACAAAUCUCUCUGAGGCUCUGACCUUUGUCUUAUUAGCUGUGAAACUGUCCGUACUUCAUUCCUGUUCAGAUCGAAUUCGAGGAUUGGUUCAU
Molecule: messenger RNA, 766 nt
Organism: Zea mays
Lineage: Eukaryota; Viridiplantae; Streptophyta; Magnoliopsida; Poales; Poaceae
Product: USP family protein
Exons: 4
Coding region: 55-549 (164 amino acids)
Source: RefSeq, marked provisional